AUGGUGCCGCUGGAUGGCGAGAUCCGUUUCCUGGAAAACUAUGUAUCGCUUGAAAAGCUGCGUAAUAAACAGGACCAUACCAGCAUUGAGUUGGAUGUGAAAGGAGAUACGGCGGGGAAAGAAAUUGCACCGCUGCUGUUGGUCAACUUUAUUGAGAAUGCCUUUAAGCAUGGCGUGAAAGCAGGCAUUGGCCAGUCAUUUGUACGGAUCCGCCUGUACGUGAUGGACAAGGUACUAGCUAUGGAAGUGUCGAAUAGCAAGCCGGACCUGAUCGGUGAAGGCAAGGCGCCGGAAGGGCAGAAGAGCAGCGGUAUCGGUAUCCGCAAUGUGAAAAGAAGGCUUGAAUUGUUAUAUCCCAAUCGUUAUAAGCUGCGCAUCAACCAAUCUGAAAACGAAUUUAAUGUUCACCUGAACUUACAGCUAUUAUCCCAUGGUGCAUGA
This is a messenger RNA of Ostertagia ostertagi, 441 nucleotides long. NCBI's taxonomy places the organism in Eukaryota, Metazoa, Nematoda, Chromadorea, Rhabditida, Trichostrongylidae. The record is from the annotation of a GenBank genome assembly.